Lindgomyces ingoldianus is the source of this 1434-nucleotide messenger RNA. Its product is annotated as soluble quino protein glucose dehydrogenase. Lineage: Eukaryota; Fungi; Ascomycota; Dothideomycetes; Pleosporales; Lindgomycetaceae. The record is from RefSeq and is a predicted model, not a curated record. The transcript has 3 exons. Bases 1 to 1281 code for a protein of 426 amino acids.
AUGACAGGAAUUCAAUACAUCGUCAUGGCCAUCGCGGCCCUGGCCCCCCAGGCCUUCGCUCAGACCUGUGCGACCAUCAACCCGGCAAAUCCGGCGACUUUUGCUUCUGGAUAUUCUGGUCGCGUUGUCAUGAAUGGCUUAAAGACGCCUCGGGGAUUCGUCUUCGACUGCCAAGGCAAUAUUCUCACUGCAGAGCAAGGUGGCUAUGGCGUGAGGUAUAUCCAAUUGACCGACAAUGGAGGGACGAAUGUCUGUGUUAAGUCGUCGAAGCAGCUGAUUUCGGAUAGCUCUAUCAAUCAUGGCAUUGCCCUGACCCCGGACUGCAAAACUCUCUUUGUGUCUUCCCUAACUACAGUCUGGUCCUGGACCUACGACGGCACUACCGGCACCGUCAGCAACAAAAAAACUGUCGUCCAAAACAUGAGGAAUGGUGGAUUCCAUCUCUCCCGGACUUUGCUUGUGCCUAAGGCAAACCCGGAUGUCCUCAUCAUCCAGCGAGGUUCAGAUGGCAAUCUCGAUUCUGCGGCUGCUAAAGUUGAAACGGCCCGAAGUCAACUCCGCAUUUUCAAGAUUGCGGAUAUCCAGGCCGCGGCUGUCGAUUACACCAAGGGCGAAGUGUUGGGCAUGGGGCUAAGGAAUACAGUUGGCGUUGGUGAGGAUCCGAGGGGCGGCAUUUGGUCCGUAGAUAAUGGCUGCGAUGACAUGAAGCGCGGCGGCUCCGACAUCCACCAAGAGAACCCCUGCGAAGAACUCAACUACCACGGCAUGAUCAACGAUACCGCCUCCGCUGAACGCGGCAAAGACUACGGCUACCCCGACUGCUACGCGGUGUGGGACCCAUCCAUCAUUCCCAACGGCUCCGGGCUCAAGGUCGGUCAAAACUUCGUCAUCGACAGUCCCACGGCUGGUAACACAGACGCCACAUGCCAAGCGAAGAUGGCGCCGAAAUUGUGCUUCCCGAGCCAUACCGCGCCGCUGGAUAUCAAGUUCAAUGCCAAGGGCGAUACGGCAUAUGUGCCAUUCCAUGGCUCUUGGGACCGAACGUCACCGGAUGGUUACCGGCUGUCCAAGGUCGCGUUUGAUCCGGUGAUGGGCAUGCCGACUGCGCCUUCGACAUCGAAGACGGCGGCUGUGAAUAUUAUGUAUAACGAAAAUCUAGGGGGAUGUCCGAAUAAGUGCUUUAGGCCUGUGAAUGUCGCGUUUGGACCUAAUGGUCAGCUCUUCAUGACGUCAGAUACAACAAAUGAGAUUUGGGUUAUCGGGGGAGCUACAUAUAAAUGAGAGGAAAGACUGGAUACUUGAAGGAAAGAGGAGUUGGGCCAGAACGAUACGCUCGGCUGUAUGUAAUUACCUGUUGUAGAAUACACAAUCGUUUCCGGAAUUUGUGGGGACACGUGCUUCACCUUUGCCCCAGAACUGGAGCGAUCAUAGAUC